This is a messenger RNA of Capsaspora owczarzaki ATCC 30864, 1979 nucleotides long. Its product is annotated as serine/threonine-protein kinase cot-1. Gene Ontology annotation, cellular component: spindle pole body. Gene Ontology annotation, biological process: peptidyl-serine phosphorylation; intracellular signal transduction. Gene Ontology annotation, molecular function: ATP binding; protein serine/threonine kinase activity. The record is from RefSeq and is a predicted model, not a curated record. Bases 31 to 1833 code for a protein of 600 amino acids. NCBI's taxonomy places the organism in Eukaryota, Filasterea, Ministeriida, Capsasporidae. The transcript has 8 exons.
CUCUUCUCUUUCUCACAUCUUCACUGAUCAAUGUCAAAGCCGCUCGCGCCGACCAAACGCCUGUCGCCAACGACGUCGCACGAGAGCAGCGUGCUCAACGUCGCUGCGAUGCUGGCAAGCACUCACAUUGACGAUGGCACCGCGUCUGCAGUGUCAUCCAAGCAGCAGCAGGCGACCAUGCGAGUGCUGCACAAGGAGCGCGGCGCUGAAAACGAGCCAACGGCGUCGUCGACCAAGCUCAAACCCAGUUCCGACCGUGCUGGCGAUACCACUUAUCAGGAUGACGAGGACAACUACGACGAUGCGUUCUGCAUGGACGAUGAUGAUGAGGAUGCUGAUGCGCACGCGGAGGCACUCCACCAGCAGGUCGCUGCUCGGCUCCAAGCCAACCUCGCGUCUGUCGCCAACACGAGCAAUGCCGUCGCUGCUGCACCUGCACGCCGCCGCGUCAAGGUCUCCACUGCCGACAUGUGCACCGCUGCCAAUGUUUAUUUCUUGGACUACUAUCGCGACCUGUUCACGUACUUGGCAAAGCGCAAGCAACGCACGGACACGUUGAAAUCGUUCAUUGCGUCGGGCAAGAUGCCGCGCGCGCAAAUUGAAUCGGAAACCGCGCGCCACCGCUCCAAGGAAAGCGACUUUCUGCGCAAGCGCCGCACGCGCAUGCAUCUUGGUGACUUUCAAGUGUAUGCACAGAUUGGCCAAGGAGGCUACGGAUCGGUCUUCCUGGCCCAGAAGAAGGACACGGCCGAAAUCUGCGCAGUGAAAAAGAUGCGCAAGGACGUGCUGAUCGCUCGCGACGAGGUGCACCACAUUCGCAACGAGAGGAACGUUUUGGCAGCCACAAACAGCCCCUGGCUCAUCAAACUGCUGUACUCCUUCCAAGAUCGCUCGGACAUUUACUUUGUCAUGGAGUACAUUCCUGGCGGCGACAUGCGCACGCUGCUGACCCAGUCGGGCAUCCUUCGGCACGAGCAUGCGCGCUUUUACAUCAUGGAGGUUUUGAUGUGUGUUUCCUCGCUGCACCAGCUUGGUUUUAUUCACCGCGACUUGAAGCCAGAAAACUUCCUCGUCGACAGCUCUGGCCACUUGAAGCUGACAGAUUUUGGUCUCGCCAAGGGAACCCUGUCCGAGGCGCACAUUUCAAACAUGCGCGAAAAGCUGGAGGCCGCUCAAAAGUACGCAGAAACACACGAACUCGCAACGCUCCACUUGACCGCCAAGGAGAAGCGCGCCAUGUACCAGUCUGUUCGCAGCGAAGACCGCUCGAAGGCGUACUCGAUUGUCGGCUCGCCCGACUACAUGCCUCCGGAAAUGCUCAAGGGCGAAUCCUACGACCUGCUCGUCGACUAUUGGGCGAUCGGAUGCAUGCUGUUUGAGUUCCUCGCCGGCUACCCGCCGUUCGCUGCACGCACUCUUGAAGAGGUCUGGGCGAACAUUUACAAGUGGGAGCAGACCCUGCAGCGCCCCAUCUACACUGGCGUUGACGAGGAAUUCAACUUGACGGAUAACGCCUGGAGCUUUAUUACCAAGUUGCUUUGCGGUCACCAAGUGCGCUGGUCCCGUCCCUCUCAGAUCAAGGUUCAUCCAUUCUUUGAGAACUCAGACUGGGAUUCACUUCGCGAAUCGACCCCUCCGUUCACCCCAGAGCUCAAGGACAAGUUGGACGUGUCGUACUUUGACAAGUUUGAUCCUGCCGACAUUGACACGACCACGCCCUCGUCUGCAAGCCCAAGCGAAGGCGAGGCCCAUCUGUUUGCUGGCGUGACUUUCAAGGGACGCAAGGGCAAGCACUUUGACGUGCCUGCUCCUUCCUCGUUUGCGAGCUCGUAAUAAUGAAAUGAGCUGCGUUGAGCGUGCCGAGCGUGAAUGGAAUGGGGGUUUUUUUUUGUUGAGAUUGAGUUGGUUGCCACGAUGCUUUUGGUGUCUUGUAUUUUUAUCUCGUCUAGUCGAAAUCAUAAAAUGUAUUUGUAUCCAGU